Molecule: messenger RNA, 4306 nt
Organism: Oncorhynchus kisutch (coho salmon)
Lineage: Eukaryota; Metazoa; Chordata; Actinopteri; Salmoniformes; Salmonidae
Gene: cnksr1
Product: connector enhancer of kinase suppressor of Ras 1
Exons: 20
Coding region: 95-2512 (805 amino acids)
Molecular function (GO): protein binding
Source: RefSeq, a predicted model, not a curated record
AGGAUGAAAUGUUCCUUCCUCUGAUCCAGAGUAGUAGAGUCCGUUGAAGAAUUCGAUUGGGAAUAAUUUUAUCAACAUUCCCAGGACUCCCAGCAUGCAGCCUAUAACGGCGUGGAGCAAGGAGAGAGUGAGCGACUGGCUCAAAGGUCUGGACGCUCCUCUCCAGCAGUACCCCUUCAAAGAGUGGAGGGUGACGGGGUUGGACCUGCUGCAGCUCUCUUCCCAGGACCUGGAGCAGCUGGGCAUUCACAAGAUCAGCCACCAGGAGCUCAUCCUGGAAGCUGUGGAGAAGCUCUGCUCCCUGACAUACGGUAUGGGAGGGGAGACCCUGCGCAGUCUGACAGAGAACCUGUGCGUGGUGGCCCACUCCCUGAUUAUGGGCAUCCAGAUCCGCUGGAGGGUAAACACCUAUGAUGGGCAAAGCGCCACCAAGCUGCCAGCCAGCGUACUGCAGGUGGUGCUGGAGCUCAUCACCUCCGCAAAGGGCCUCUUCUCCCUGCUCAACAGGUACCAGUUUGCCCAGCUGAGUGGUUACACGUCCAGUAGGAACAUCAUCACCUACUGUAAAGACCUGGGGACCGCAGUACACAAGGAUUCCUCAGUUUACGAGAAAGAAAAAGACAUCAUCUCCAUCUGUCGUCAGUUGGUGGCGGUGUGUGAUGAGAUUCUGUACUGCAGUCCAGAGGUGCUCCUUACCCACACUGCCCAGCUGGAGAGGGUUGACCUGGUGCCUGUCUUCGACGGCGAUCACCUGUCACCCUCGGACUUCUGUGACAAGAUAUUAGCUGGGGAUGAGGUGAUCCAAGUCAAUGACCAAAUAGUGGUUGGCUGGAGCAGGAAUAACCUGUUGAAGAAACUACAGGAGAACCCCAGUGGGGUGACCCUGGUCCUCAAGAAGGUCCCUGUGUCCCUGAAUCUCAAAGACACACCCCAACAGCCCCCCUGCCCAAAGGAAGAAGAAGAGGAGGAAGAGGGCAAUCAGAGAUUCUCCGUAUUGGAGAGAGUAGCAGCCUCGGUUAGAUCCCUUUCAUUCAGGGCAGCGGUUCAGGGGCCAGUGGUGAGCCAGCACAUGGGCCAGGAGGAGUCGGAGCUGUCCAAUGACAGGGGAUUGGACAGCAGCCAGACAUACACCUCACACCCCCACCACCAGGGGGAGCUCUCAUACCUGUCUGCAGGAGAGACCAAUAGUUUGAAGGGGUCCAGGUUCAGCACCAGGCCCAGGGGAGAGGGCUCUGCGCCCCCCAGUAGUCCGUCCCCCCGGGUACUAGAGCUAGCCAGAGCUAGCGUCAGUUCCUGCCCUGAGAUGGGCGGACACGGGGAGGAUAAAGAACCCCAAAAGAUGUCUACAAAAGGCAAGAGUACAGCGACGAGCAGGCGCCGUGUGUCGUGUCGUGAGCUGGUUCAGCCCGACUGUGACGGCUGGCUGUGGAAGAAGAGGAAGGAGAGCGGCGUGUUCAUGACCCAGAAAUGGCAGCGCUUCUGGUUCGUCCUCAAGGGCCCCACUCUCUACUGGUAUACCAGCCAGCAGGAGGAGAAAGCAGAGGGCCUGGUUCAUAUCUCCAGCUACAACAUAGAGAGCGCAGGAGAACACAAGAGGAAGUAUGUCUUCCAAAUGUGCCACCAGCGCUUCCAGACUUUCUUCUUUGCCGCCGAGAAUGUCAAUGACAUGACCAAGUGGAUCAACUGUCUGAUCACAGCCAUACAGAAACACAAGAAGUUCCACAAAGGACCACCGGACAACGAAGAGGAGUGCUACAGUGAGACGGAGUCAGAAGAUGAGGGGUCUUCUCCUUCACCACGCAGAAACAAGAUCUACACGAAAACUCUGUCCAACACACUGCCUCGGGCCAGGAAAGAGAAGGAGAAGGAGGAGAAAGAGAAAGAGAAGAAGAACAAGGUUCAGGUUCCCGCUCCACCCACAGGGCUCAGCAGAAGCCCAGGAGCUCCAGAGGAUGAGAUGGACGUGCUGUUCCACGGACUGAAGGAGGGCGGCGUGUCCCUGAUCGGCAGCAAGCAGCCACAGACCCAAGACCACUUCCGAAAGUCCUUCAUCCGGCGCAACAAGAACCCGGUCAUCAAUGAGAAGGCCCACACGCUCCGCGCGCUGCAGAGCACUCUCAAGGAUAAAGAGGCAGAGCUCCAACUCAUCAACAAGGUGCUGGAGGACUCUGAGCUGACAUCCCAGAAGUACCGCCAGUGGAAAGAACAUAACAAAGACUUACACCUGGAGAUCGAGAAACUGGCUGUCCAAUGGGCCAAGACAAAGGACACGCCCCCUGGAUCGUCAUCUGGGGAGAUGGUGGAGGUGGUUGCCGUGGAAACAGAGGCCGCAUGUGGACUGAGCCUUGGUGACGGGGAGAUGCUGGUAGACGCGGAGCCAUCGUUGUCAAGUACGAUGAAGACAGCAGGCGACUCUGAUGUAGAGCCACAGUCAGAGCAGUCAGUGACUGCAGAGAGCAGCACAGACGACUUAGCUAGUCCUGCUAGCCGAGAGAAUUACUUCUACAUAUGAGACGCCACUGAACUGAUCUGAUGGUGGUUUCCCUACUUACCAUCAGAAAUGUAUCGUUAGGGCAUGGAGUUUUUCUCAACCAUAUGACCUAACCAGGGAAAACUCAUAGCUGUAGUUAUCGCUGUGAUUCAUGACUCUAUUUAUUGCUGUGAUACAUGACUCUAGUUUGAGCAGUGAUUCAUGACUAGUUAUCGCUGUGAUUCAAGACUAGUUAUCGCUGUGAUUCAUGACUCUAGUUAUCGCUGUGAUUCAUGACUAGUUAUCGCUGUGAUUCAUGACUAGUUAUCGCUGUGAUUCAUGACUCUAGUUAUCGCUGUGAUUCAUGACUCUAGUUAUUGCUGUGAUUCACGACUCUAGUUAUCGCUGUGAUUCAUGACUAGUUAUCGCUGUGAUUCAUGACUAGUUAUCGCUGUGAUUCAUGACUCUAGUUAUCGCUGUGAUUCAUGACUCUAGUUAUCGCUGUGAUUCAUGACUCUAGUUAUCGCUGUGAUUCAUGACUCUAGUUAUCGCUGUGAUUCAUGACUCUAGUUAUCGCUGUGAUUCAUGACUCUAGUUAUCGCUGUGAUUCAUGACUGUAGAUAUCGCUGUGAUUCAUGACUCUAGUUAUCGCUGUGAUUCAUGACUCUAGUUAUCGCUGUGAUUCAUGACUGUAGAUAUCGCUGUGAUUCAUGACUGUAGAUAUCGCUGUGAUUCAUGACUGUAGAUAUCGCUGUGAUUCAUGACUGUAGAUAUCGCUGUGAUUCAUGACUCUAGUUAUCGCUGUGAUUCAUGACUCUAGUUAUCGCUGUGAUUCAUGACUAGUUAUCGCUGUGAUUCAUGACUGUAGAUAUCGCUGUGAUUCAUGACUGUAGAUAUCGCUGUGAUUCAUGACUCUAGUUAUCGCUGUGAUUCAUGACUGUAGAUAUCGCUGUGAUUCAUGACUGUAGAUAUCGCUGUGAUUCAUGACUGUAGUUAUCGCUGUGAUUCAUGACUGUAGUUAUCGCUGUGAUUUCUUAUGGCAUUUUUCCUGGUCAGGUAAUGUGGUUAUGAUAAACACUGGGCCCUCAGGGGUUUUGUUUUAAAUAGUUUUUGACUGUUGUUGAUGUAGGAAAGACAGGGGAUGUCUUUCCAAGCCAAUUGUAUCACGCCAAACUUUCAGAAUUCAAGUUACGGUGUUCAUAUGACAAGUGUCCCUCUGUGUUGAUAGAUAUAUACUGUAGUCAUGGGAUGUUAUGGACUGUCUUUUCUACUGUUACAUAUCUUUGGCUCAGAUUUUUAAAGGAGAUUUCAAGGUAAAUUAUAUCUGUGUUGUAUGCCUCUUAUGUACAUAGAAUGUUAACAAAAUGUAUUGUACUUUUUUAAACGUAGAUUGUAUAUAUUUUUGCACAGAAUAAGUUCCGAUCUUGCCUGAUGGACAACAUUAUGACGUAGCUAUUAUAGAUCAAAGACAAUCAUUGUUUAUUUUAACCUGAUAAGGUUAACGUGUAAGACUGUUCCCAGACCUGUGUGUGUGUGUGUGUGUGUGUGUGUGUGUGUGUGUGUGUGUGUGUGUGUGUGUGUGUGUGUGUGUGUGUGUGUGUGUGUGUGUGUGUGUGUGUGCGGGCGAAAGCUUAGUUUUCCCAAUGCAUCUUGAAUAUAUUGAUUCAAUAUAUUCUGAGCAGUAAGGAUCCUCACUGGUGGCUGAGCCUGUGUCAAAUGCAGUAAAGAACAAGUGAUGAACGCAAUCAUUGCAAACAGUUUGUCAUUCAAGAAGCCAUUGUCCUAACUGAUGGUCAGGUGAAACUGGCAAUAAAAUGGCAAUAACAUUUCUUCAAA